AUGUCUAAAAAGUAUGAAAUAGAUGGACAUGAUAUUAAUAAGUUUUAAUAAUAUUACAUUUAAGAAAACGGAAAAGGGUUUUCUUUGGAAGACCCUCCAACCAAAAUCUACUAUUUCAACAAAUACGGAGGAUGGAGAGAUGAAAUAGAUGGCAAAGUAUUUUAUUAUGAUUAAGAUUGCAAUCCCUGGAUUGAAAAUAUCCCUUCAGAUAUAGAAGAACUUUAGCAUUCUUAAGACUAAGAUGCCUAAGAAGGAGCAAGCUAAUCAGAUAGAUAUGAUUAAGAAAUUUAAUAAGACUUAAAAGAUUAUAGUGCAUCAAGUGAUGAUGAAGAACAUUGCCAAGAUGAUGAAGAAGAGGAGCAUGCUUUAGAAGAAAUGACCUCUUCUAGUGAAUAAGAAUAUGACUAUUAAGAAAACAUGAAACAGGAAUAAUAAAUUCAAGACGAUUAAAAUCAAAAAAAUACUUAAAUUUAAAAACAACAACAAUAAAAUUUAUAAAGCGAUCAUUAAGAAAGAUCAGAAGAGUAAGAUGAUUAUGAAGAAGAAGAAAAGAGCUAAUCUAAUCAUCAAACAGAUGAAACAAAUGACAGUGAACGUUUUAGAAAGGAAUAUAUAAAUGAGUUAAUUGAUAUAAUCUAGCAAAACAAACUUGAGACUACCUGCAUUCACAUAGAAAAAAUACCUGCAGAUUUAAAUGAAUCAGAUUUGCUUUUAAGUUUCGGGGUUUCUUAGAAAGAUUAAUCUAACGUUCUUAGUAUAUUUUAUGGACCCAUUGAAAAGGAAAUUUUAGAUGAAGAUGAAGAAGAAGAAUAAAAAAAUGAUUAAGAAGAAGAAUUCGAGGUUAAAAAUGCUGUUUUAGUUGUUUCUAGCAAGGAUUUUGCUAAAUAAUUAGUUUAAAAUGAAGGAAAGCCUAUUGUAAACUAUUAAGAUAGAGACUUAUAUUUAGAUAUUUUAACUGAAAGUAAAGAUUAUUACCCUAUGCCUGCAAUUAGUGAUUAAAUGUAUAUUAGGCUUUUGGAAAAUAUUAAAAAUGCUUUACUUUCUGGAAGUAAGUUCAGCAAAUUAUAAAUAGAAUUAACAGAUUCAAGUUAAGAAAAUCUAUUUAAGAGCUUAAAAUAGUAAUAUAAUUAUCUAAAUAUUGAUAAAUUAAGUAACUAAAUUUUAGAACUUGAUUUAGAUAUUAAAUUUUCUUGGAAAGAUACUUUAAUAAGUCUUUGGAAUUAUUUAUACAACACUGAUAAAAUUAAUAUUAUAAAAGAUGUUAAGCUAAUUUGA
Tetrahymena thermophila SB210 is the source of this 1275-nucleotide messenger RNA. RefSeq lists its product as hypothetical. Lineage: Eukaryota; Ciliophora; Oligohymenophorea; Hymenostomatida; Tetrahymenidae. The transcript has a single exon. The record is from RefSeq and is a predicted model, not a curated record.